AUGGCAGACAUCACUGAGACUCAGUCAUCGCGGACGGCCAUCGGUAUCUCCUUUGGCAACAGCUACUCGUCCAUUGCCUACACCACCUCACUAGGCGAGGCCGCAGUGAUCGCAAACGAGGAGGGCGACCGACAGAUUCCUACCAUCCUCAGCUAUGUCUCCGGCGAAGAGUUCCAAGGCACACAAGCAAAGUCGCAGAUCGUACGGAAUCCUCGAAAUACGAUAGCAUACUUCCGAGACUUCGUUGGAAAGAGCUUCAAGGAAAUCGACCCGACUCCUUGCCACUCCUCCGCGCAUCCCAUCGACAAGAACGGUGAGGUAGUGUUCGAAGUGCAAGAGAAGGAGGAGGGAGACAAGAGUAGUUUGAGCGUCAGCGAAGUCACCACACGGCAUUUGAGGAGGCUGAAGCAGAGUGCUAGCGAUUAUCUUGGAAAGGACGUAACUGCUGCUGUCGUCACCGUCCCGACUGAUUUCUCAGAUGCGCAAAAGACUGCGUUGAGCAAGUCUGCUUCUGCAGCAGGCAUCGAAGUUCUCCAGUACAUUUCUGAGCCAAUCUCUGCACUUCUCGCACACGAUGCAAAGGUCCAGGCCGCUGGCGAGGCACAGCCUGCGCAACAGGAUAAGGUCGUGGUUGUGGCGGACCUUGGAGGUAGGCGAUCCGAUGUUGCUGUUGUUGCGAGCAGAAAUGGUGUCUACACCACUCUUGCGACCACGCAUGACUAUGGACUUGGUGGCGCAACAUUGGACAAGACGCUCAUCGAGUACGCUGCAAAAGAAUUCUUGAAGAAGAACAAGGGCGCAAAAGACCCACGGGAGACGGAGAAGAGCUUGUCGAAGCUUACUUUGGAGGCUGAGGCCGUCAAGAAGGCGCUCAGCAUUGGUCAGACUGCUCUUUUCUCCAUCGAGAGCUUGGUGGAUGGCAUCGAUUUCAGCUUGAGCGUCAACCGCUCACGAUUCGAAAUCCUUGGUGUCAAGGUGUUCAUGGCCUUCACUCGCCUCAUCGAGAGUGCUGUGCAGAAGGCAGACUUGGAUGUGCUGGACGUUGAUGAGAUUCUACUCUCUGGCGGCACUUCUCACGUCCCGAAGAUCGCCUCUAGCUUGCAGUCACACUUCCCAGAAUCUGCUGUCAUCAUCGCACCAAGCACUACCCCAUCUGCCGUCAACCCAUCAGAACUUACCGCACGAGGAGCCGCCAUCCAGGCAUCGCUCAUCUCGGAAUUCGAGCAGUCGGACAUCGUUGAGAACACCGAGGCGGUGGUCACUGUCACUCCCCACUUGCAGCACGCCAUUGGUCUUAUUACUGGCAAGCAGGGUGAAGAGCAAUUCUCCGUCAUCGUCCCAUCGGAGACCGCUGUCCCAGCGCGGAGAACAGCACAAAUACCAGUUCCAAGCGGAGGCGACGUUCUGCUUAGACUUGCAGAAGGUGUACGUGAAAUCAAGGUCACACAGGAAGAGAAGCCAGCAACCAACGGCACCAAGGACGAGGAUGACUCCGAUGACGACUCUGAAGACGAUGAGGCGGAGGAGAUCCGCAGUAAGGAAUGGAAGGUCGGCAAGCCAUUGGCUGAGGUCGGCAUCAAGGGCGUGAAGAAGGGCGGCAAGGUCGAGAUUCAGAUUAAUGUUGCUGCUGAUCUGACACUUACUGUUGUGGCACGAGAAGUUGGUGGCAAGGGUGGUGUACGAGGCACGAUCGAGGCAGGCAAGACCAGGCAGAAUGGAAGCGCAUAAGAUAGACGAGAGGGACGGGACUGGGAUAAAAGUGCACUGCAUAGAGCGUUCAGGCGCAAGAUGGGUGGAUGCGAAUCAUCGGAGAAGACCAAGAUAGAUCAGCUGCGAACAUGAGCGUUUUCGUUUGCA
Pseudocercospora fijiensis CIRAD86 is the source of this 1857-nucleotide messenger RNA. RefSeq lists its product as uncharacterized. The transcript has a single exon. Gene Ontology annotation, biological process: protein folding. The coding region runs from base 1 to 1728 and encodes 575 amino acids. Gene Ontology annotation, cellular component: cytosol; nucleus. NCBI's taxonomy places the organism in Eukaryota, Fungi, Ascomycota, Dothideomycetes, Mycosphaerellales, Mycosphaerellaceae. The record is from RefSeq and is a predicted model, not a curated record. Gene Ontology annotation, molecular function: ATP binding; ATP-dependent protein folding chaperone.